This is a messenger RNA of Octopus sinensis (East Asian common octopus), 720 nucleotides long. Its product is annotated as SCAN domain-containing protein 3-like. NCBI's taxonomy places the organism in Eukaryota, Metazoa, Mollusca, Cephalopoda, Octopoda, Octopodidae. The coding region runs from base 1 to 720 and encodes 239 amino acids. The record is from RefSeq and is a predicted model, not a curated record. The transcript has a single exon.
AUGCGUUUUCACUUUUUCAUUUUACUGAUGCCUCCAGUCAAUAAAAUUUGUCGACAAUACAGUAGUGAUUACUUAUCAUUUGUAUUUAUUCCCACUCCUCAUAACUGUCAGUUACUAAUAUACCUUCAUUACCAUCAAACAUUGACCAACGAAGCAAUGAAAUCCUCACGCUUGAAGUAUAACUUUGAUGCAAAGCAUUCUGACAAGAAGCACAAGCCGUUGUCAUACUUUUUGCUACUGAGCGCCUCUUUCAAAAAGCAAACACAAACAUUCAACAUGCUACUCCAGAAAACUAGUAAACAGGAGAAUGAUGGUUUGAUUGCAUCGUACAACAUUGCGUUACUUGUUGCUAAGUCUGGGAAGUCUCACACAAUUGGAGAAACAUUACUUCACCCGGCUAUUGAAGCGGUUUUGUCAACCGUUACGCCCGAAAAACCCGAUAACAUGAAGAUCCCACUUAGUAAUAACACGAUUUCUCGGCGCAUCGAUGAAACGGCCAACGAUGUCAAACAUCAGCUCAUUAAUAUUCUCCAGCGUUCUGAAUUUUCUAUACAAGUGGAUGAGUCAACUGUUGCGGUCAAUCAAUGUUUGAUGAUGGUAUAUGUCUGGUAUUUCCUUGUUAGGAAAUACUAUUCACAGAGAAAUCGCCGCUUGAUUCAAAAGGUGCAAUUAUUUUUCACAUUCUCAAGUCUUUCCUUUUUGAACGUAGUAUCCCACUGA